Dimorphilus gyrociliatus is the source of this 1172-nucleotide messenger RNA. The record is from the annotation of a GenBank genome assembly. Lineage: Eukaryota; Metazoa; Annelida; Polychaeta; Dinophilidae.
AGUUCAAAAAAAUGGCGAUGUCCAUCGGCAAGCAAUCCUUGAAGGUUAUUUUGAGAUCAUGUGAAAAAAUAAAUGGUUUUCAACCCCUGUUUGCUCCAAAACUUAUUAAUAAUGCAACAAAACGACGUGAACUGUGCCUUGCCUUUGCGUGUAAUAAGUGGCAAAAGCAUAUACAGCAGCAUCUUCCAACUGAGUAUACUCCAGAAGAACUUAUCACAUGGUCGCGAACAGAGGCUCAAGAGUUAUGUACAAAAAGGUUACAAAACGCUUUGGUAGAAUCAGGAGGACAUCAGAAAACUUUAGAAUGUUGUACAUAUGUUUGUGAUGGCUCGGGAAAGUUAAUUAGACCCCAGUUAGUUUUAUUGACUGCAGGGGCUUGUUUUGAAAAUUCUCUUCCUUCGUCUGAUCAAAAAACGAUAGCAAUGAUAGCAGAAGUGAUUCAUACAGCUUCCUUGGUUCACGAUGACAUUGUUGAUAAUGCAGAAUUACGAAGAAAAAAGCCAUCAUCCCACUUAGUCUUUGGUGACACUUUAACAACAUUUGUUGCCGACUACAUGAUUAGUGUAUCUUCCCAGUUAUUAGCCCGUUUAAGAAAUCCAAGAGUUAUAAAACUACUUUCCCAAGCAAUGAAUGAUAUCGUUAGAGGAGAGUUAAGUCAACAAAAACAAGGUGCAAAUUUAAAAGAACAAUUUUCAUUAUAUAUGGACAAAACCUUUGCGAAAACUGCCAGCUUGACUACAAAUGCAUGUGCUGCAGUUGCAGUAUUAGCAAAAUGUAACGAUCAAUUAGUAGAGAACGCAAGAAACAUAGGAAAACAUGUCGGCUUAGCCUAUCAAUUGGUUGAUGAUUUGUUGGAUCUCGUGAGCACCGAGGAAAAGUUGGGUAAACCUGCAGUGGCAGACAUGAAAUUAGGAUUAGCCACUGCUCCCGCUUUACUGGCAGCUAGAGACAGUGCGAAACUACAAGUGAUAAUUCAAAGAAGAUAUUCGCAAGAUGGAGACAUCGAAAAUGCACUAGAAUUGAUAGAAAAAUAUGACGGAAUUCAAAAGACUAGGGAUUUAGCAAAAGAACAUACUCUUAAAGCGAUUGAAAAUGCUAGGCAACUUCCUAAUAUCGUGUUCGCUGAAGCUCUUCACUUGUUUAUUGAAAGACUACUUGGUAGAUACUUCUAG